AUGAAUGCACUUGCUGAAUACUACGAGGGCCAAGAUUUCGUCAUUCUUGGCUUCCCUUGCAACCAGUUCGGUCUGCAAGAGCCCGGAGCCACUGCCGAUGAGCUCCUAAACGGCGUCCGUUACGUCCGUCCGGGUGGCGGCUUCGAGCCCCAGAUGACCAUCUUCCAGAAGACGCAGGUCAACGGGGACAGCGAGGACCCGAUCUACACGUUCUUGAAGAGCGGCUGUGAAUACACAGACACGGACUUCUCUUCGGGUCUGUACUACGAGCCUCUUCGCGUCGGAGAUCUUCACUGGAACUUCGAAAAAUUCCUCAUCAACAGGGAAGGAAAACCCGUCUACAGGUACCACCCGUCCGUCGUCGACCCGGAGGACCUGAAGGCGGACAUCAACGCCCUCCUUAAUGCUUAA
Messenger RNA from Penaeus indicus, 411 nucleotides. RefSeq names its product glutathione peroxidase-like. The transcript is spliced from 3 exons. Gene Ontology annotation, molecular function: glutathione peroxidase activity. The coding region runs from base 1 to 411 and encodes 136 amino acids. Lineage: Eukaryota; Metazoa; Arthropoda; Malacostraca; Decapoda; Penaeidae. Gene Ontology annotation, biological process: response to oxidative stress. The record is from RefSeq and is a predicted model, not a curated record.